GGUGGGAGGAGGGUCGGUGGAGCCCGAGCCUCCGGUACGGCCCCGGCCGGUCCUAGCAGGAAGCGCCGCUGCCGCCGCCGCGGAUCACCGAGCGGCCUCCCGCGCAUGCGCCAUGGGGGCCAGGGGCAGCCCUGGGGAUUCCGUUCCCAGAAGGCACUGCGCAGGCUGCUGCCGCUGCCGCCGCCGCCGCCGUCGCUGCCGCAGCCGCCGCCGCAGGAGCCGCCGCCUCCGCCGCUGCCCGGACGGGAGAGGGGCGGGGCCGGGCCCCCGCCCAGCGGACAGCGACGAGCCAACUGGAGGGGCCGCAGUGCGCAUGCGGGAGCGCGCCUACCCCUCCCCCACAACCCCCCAUUAAUCCCCAAGAGAACAAACACCCCACGCGGCCCCCCCGCCCUCCGCGGAAGGAUCUGCGCCUCUUCCCAGGCCACUGGUGGCGAAUCCCAGCCCUCCUCAGGGAGGGGCCCCUUCCAAAGCCACAGUCUGUUGCGGGAACCAGGAAUGCCAGGCCAGGAGAGACCAUCUGGUCCACCCUCCACACUACCCCCAUUUUCGAGAGAGGAAAUGGAGUUGUGGAGCAACGGAGCAGCCUAACCAAAGACCUGUCAUUGCCACAGCACUCCAGUCACAACCGGCCUUGUGACAGUUUCUACUUAAACUCUGGCUGCCCCCAUGAGGGUAUGACAGGAUAUGUAACAGGCCACCACAUGGCCUCUGUUUUCAAGGCACAAGAAAAAUACUUUGCAUUCUGGGUGGUGCGUUUUACUUUUGGUCAAGUUGCCUCCAAGUUCAUGGUUCUCAUUUUACCUUCACAACGC
This is a messenger RNA of Gorilla gorilla gorilla (western lowland gorilla), 815 nucleotides long. Its product is annotated as basic salivary proline-rich protein 1-like. The record is from RefSeq and is a predicted model, not a curated record. The transcript has 2 exons. NCBI's taxonomy places the organism in Eukaryota, Metazoa, Chordata, Mammalia, Primates, Hominidae. The coding region runs from base 106 to 591 and encodes 161 amino acids.